UAUUCUACAAUCGAUUCGUUCUCCUCUUGUGUCCUUGUAAUGAAUUUGUGUUGAGUUGCCCACAUGCUUGGUUUUACGUCCAAGUAAUCAUCCAAAAUUUUAAUAAGUUCGGCGUAACCGACAUCAGAAGGUUCUUUUGGUGCACAUAGAUCGUAUGCUCUUUGAUGUAAUUCUGGAGGAAUAGAACUUAAAAGCAUGUACAUUUUGGUUUCGUUGUCAUGGCAAUUAUUUAAAAGCAGAAACAUUUCUAAUCUUUUUGUAAAAUUUAUAAAACUUUAUUUUUCUUGUAAUGGUAGAAACAUUAUCUUCGGUACUAUCGUUUCACUGCUUCGAGCGUAUGUAGAUGUAGGUGUUGCGUAGUAUGGUGUAGAAAUAGAUGUUGUAGGGUUAAAUCCUGUAACUUUACUUGUAGCUGUACUAUUAAUUCUUCAGUUAUAUAUAUCUUUCUUCUAUUUUUACCUCCACCUGAUCAUCACAUUCUAUUAUCGAUUCAAUUUCUGUUUGAAUUUGGUCGAACUUCUUUUGAUAAAUUGUCAAAUGUUCUAGUCUUGCUUUUAAUUCUAAGUCUGGAAUUUCUUGUUCAUUUUGUAGUAAAUAGUUUUGUAACGUUUUAAGCUGCCCCCUUAUGGAGGCUCGCGUUCUUCGAAGUUUUUGUAGUUCCAUAUCCUCGUCGCCAAUAUUAUGUAUUAAUUGUAUAUAAAAUUAAAAUAUGUACAUUUUCAUAUAUUCUUUUAUUACAAUGACAAACGUCAAUCACACAUCUAUUUACUUUUUAGUGACCAUACAGUGGCCACGAACACAACAUUAACAAUUUGAAUGCACAUUAGUAUGGACAAAUAUGGACAAAUGGUUUACGGUGAAGAUAGAGGCAAUGCGCGAGUAGCUUUUCGACUUUACGUAGAAAAGUGACCCAGUGCUCGGCACCAACAGAUAGCCGUGUGAUAAUUCGGGCGUAUCAACGUAUUUUGGAUAACCAGCCUGUUGUACCCAGACAAGAAAGGUCUAGAAGACCCACAAGAAGGCGUAUGGAAAACUUUCAAUUUUAAUAACCACGCAAUGGAUCGCAUUAAUUGCUGUCUCAAGUAUUACGAAAUUGUUAUGCACACAUAUCCGAUACACACGGAUAUAGGCAUAAAAUACUACUUUACUUUAAAUAUUUCGGUAGACCGUUUUUACACGUCGGGCAUGAUUUGGAGAGUGUUCAACGAUAAACUAAUCUUAAUAUUAUAAUUAUGUGCCUUAAUAACACGUAAGUAUGACAACGCUAAAAAAAUCAAAAUCAUCAUGUAUUGUCGAUAACCGCGACAUUACUACAUCUACAAUAAAUAUAUAAGUGUGACAUCGGUAUGCUCAAGUGACAUUAUAGUUAGGGUACUACGUUAACAUGGGACUGCAAUUCGAAGGUGCAACUGAUAAUAUAAGUGAACCUCAGUUGGCUUAUAUACGUGGUGUCUUAGAGAAAAGAGGAUAUAAAGACACCAAAGUAACUAUUCAAGCGGUUGGUAAAGAUGGUGAUAACUUCGUCGCUAGUGUUAAAAGAAUUGUGGUUCGAAACGAAAAUGGGGAAUUCCGAAUGAUAGCGAAGAUUGCGACGCAACAUGAAUUAUUAAGAGCUAACAUGGCAUUAGAAAAUAUAUUUAGAAAUGAACAUAUUAUGUAUACUUCGGUUCUACCUAAAUUUCACGAACUGGAAGAACAAGCUGACUUACCUAAAAAAGACAGGCUGAGGUUUCCAGAGUGCUAUGGAUCUUUAACGGCAGCACCACACGAAGUGAUCCUUCUGGAAGAUUUGCAAGUACCCGGUUUUAUCAUGAUGGACAGAUUCAAGACAUUAUCCGAUGAAUGCAUCAGAUCCGUGCUAAGGAACUUUGCCCUCCUGCACUCCCUUUCCUACGCUCUGAAAAAUAAGGAACUGGACGUUUUCAACGAAUACAAAAGUGCCUUAUUUGAUGUAUGGGCAAAUGCGGCGAAUAAAGUAGAAACAACAUUCUUAAAGCCUAUCGAAAAUAUAUUAUUAACGCUGGUAGGCGGAGACCAAAGGAAAAAGCUUAUAAAAGAUAGUAUUGACCACGGGCUCAAGCUGGGCUUAAAAUUGAAGAAACAUGACGAAGACUCGAAACGUUCUGUCAUUCAGCACGGCGACUCAUGGACAAACAACAUAUUGUUUAGAUUUGAUGGUGGUAUACUGCAAGAAUCCAUAUUGAUAGACUACCAGAUAUCAAGAGUAUCUGUACCAACAUUUGAUGUAAUGUACACGAUUUUCAACUGCACCGACCAUAAAACUCGAUUGGAACAUUUCUACGAUUGGAUUGAUUAUUAUCACUCAGAAUUAGAGAAGGCCCUUGGUAAUUAUGGAAUUAAAGCAAACUACAUCUAUUCCAGAGACCAACUAUAUGCCGACUUGAAGAGAUAUGCUAAAGUCUUAUUUGCUGUAUCAUUAAUAGUAGCAAACAAUCUGGUAUUGAAUCCUGAAGAAGCAGCCAAGUUCAAGGAAUCAAUAAAGAAAUCAAUGGAGGAUAGUGAAUAUUCAGAUUUCUCACCAAACGAAGAGGAGACCAAUCUGCUAAAAAAGCGUAAAGUGGAGGAGCUUGUAGACAGUUUUGUGAAGUUUGGGUUAUUGUAAAGUGAAUAGAGAGUUGAGAAGGAGAGAGCCGUU
This is a messenger RNA of Manduca sexta (tobacco hornworm), 2656 nucleotides long. RefSeq lists its product as uncharacterized. The record is from RefSeq and is a predicted model, not a curated record. Lineage: Eukaryota; Metazoa; Arthropoda; Insecta; Lepidoptera; Sphingidae. The transcript has 2 exons. The coding region runs from base 1385 to 2623 and encodes 412 amino acids.